UUUUUAUUGACAGCCUUGUUUAUUGUAUAAUAAUUAGUUUUUGCAAAUGGAAAAAUGCAUCAAAACAUCAAUUUAAAAUGUCUUGUUACUGAAAAUAAAGUUACCAACUCCUGGUAUAAAUGGUCUAUGUUUUACACAGAAUCUCACAUUUAAGAUGUGCCACAAACUCUUUCAUUGAAAGAUAUUUCAGCUCAUCAUUGCAUUUUAAUAUGCAUUUCUCUAAGAUUUUAGAUAUAAUUUUAUUUAUUUUUGCUAUUUGUGUGUGUUUUUGUAUGUAAAUUUCUGUACCCGUUUGAGAUUGUGUGUGAACGGGACUUCUAUUUUGGUCUGGCGAUGUGACAUCAUAAGGCUACCCCGCGUCUGUUUGAUUAGGCUGAAGAAGUGUCCAAACACACAGAAAAACUCCCAGUGAAGCAACAGAGAUCCAUGUGACAUAAAGUAAUAAAGAUGGUGUUUAUUAAAGAGGAGAGUGAAGACAUGAAGAUUGAAGAAACAUUCAGAGUGAAACAAGAAGAUACCAAGGAACAAACAGACCUGAUGCCGCUGAAAGAGGAGAGUGAAGAACUAGAAGAAAUAGAGAAAGAUCACUAUGAGAAACAUCAUGAUUUCAUGACUGGAAAAAUACCCAGAGAGACUAAAAAGACCAAAACUAACUGUUACUUCACCUGCCAUCAGUGUGGAAACAGUUUCACUCAUAAACAAAACCUUGAAGUCCACAUGAGAGUUCACACUGGGGAAAAGCCUUUCACCUGCCAACAGUGUGGAAAAAGUUUUACUCAAAAACAAAACCUUACGGUCCACAUGAGAAUUCACACUGGAGAGAAGCCUUACACAUGCCGUCAGUGUGGACAGAGGUUCACACAUAAAAAAAACCUUAAUACCCACAUGCGGAUUCACACUGGAGAGACCGCUUUCACUUGCAAACUGUGUGGCAAGAACUUCUCCCGAAAAGAAAUUCUUAAUGCCCACAUGAGAAUUCACACUGGAGAGAAGCCGUUUAUAUGUGCUCAGUGUGGACUGAGUUUCACACAUAAAAAAAACCUUAAUACUCACAUGAAAAUUCACACUGGAGAGAGCACUUUCAACUGCCAACAAUGUGAAAAGAGUUUCACUCAAAAAGGAAGCCUUAAAAAUCACAUGAGGAUUCACACUGGAGAGAAGCCUUUCACAUGCCCUCAAUGUAGAAAGAGUUUUGCACAUAAAGGAACCCUUAAUUCCCACAUGAGAAUUCACACCGGAGAAAAACCUUUCCAAUGCUCUCAAUGUGGAAAGAGUUUUACCCAUAAAGGAACCCUAAAUAACCACAUGAGGAUUCACACUGGAGAGAAGCCAUUCAUGUGGUCAGUGUGGAAAGAGUUUCAGAUUUACAGUAAUUCUUAAUCACCACAUGAGAAUUCACUCAAGAGAGAACUGCUUACAAUGCUUUUGAGAAACACAGCACUGCACAUUCACUCUCUAUGAAGGCGAUUUAAUUGUAAUAAGUGUAAAAGAAAAUAUAUAUUUAUAUCAUACUUACAGACACAUAGGAAAAGUCAUGCAUAUGUGAGACCCUGGCCAGAGGAGGACUGGCCCCCCGACUGAGCCUGGAUUCUCCCAAGGAUUUUUGCUCCAUUUCUGUCACUGAUGGAGUUUGAGUUCCUUGCCACUGUCGCCUCUGGCUUGCUUAGUACUUAAUAUUCAGCAAAUAUUAUUGACAGACUGCACUGACACUAGUGAACCUACUGAGCUGGAUGAUAAGAUUACUGUUUUCUCCAGAGCUGCUUUAUAGAUUAAUUGAACUCAUUCCAUAAUUGAUGAACUUCACUUGGUUAUUGAACGGAGCUAAAUAAAUACAACUGAUUUCAACUGAAUGUUUACGAUUGUCUUUUUAUCACUGUAAAGCUGCCUUCAAAUAAUCUAUUGUAUAAAGCGCUAUGUAAAUAAAGGUGAUAUGACAACUUGA
Molecule: messenger RNA, 1942 nt
Organism: Megalobrama amblycephala (Wuchang bream)
Lineage: Eukaryota; Metazoa; Chordata; Actinopteri; Cypriniformes; Xenocyprididae
Product: gastrula zinc finger protein XlCGF8.2DB-like
Exons: 3
Coding region: 448-1380 (310 amino acids)
Biological process (GO): regulation of DNA-templated transcription
Molecular function (GO): DNA-binding transcription factor activity, RNA polymerase II-specific; RNA polymerase II cis-regulatory region sequence-specific DNA binding
Source: RefSeq, a predicted model, not a curated record